Salarias fasciatus (jewelled blenny) is the source of this 1995-nucleotide messenger RNA. RefSeq names its product dimethylaniline monooxygenase [N-oxide-forming] 5-like. The record is from RefSeq and is a predicted model, not a curated record. The transcript is spliced from 10 exons. Gene Ontology annotation, molecular function: flavin adenine dinucleotide binding; N,N-dimethylaniline monooxygenase activity; NADP binding. Bases 143 to 1795 code for a protein of 550 amino acids. Lineage: Eukaryota; Metazoa; Chordata; Actinopteri; Blenniiformes; Blenniidae.
AGGAGACUUCCACUGGGUCAAUCAUCAGCCUGCCCUGUCUGCACUCAAAUCCAACUGUCUGGCUGGACACUGCUCCACUUUUCUUCUGUCCCGCUGAAGAAGCACCUAAGACAAGGUUGUCUUGCUUUGCCUGUUCUGCAGCAUGGUUCAGACGGUAGCAGUGAUCGGCGCAGGCCCCUCUGGUCUCACCAGCAUCAAGGCCUGUCUGGAUGAAGGCCUGCAGCCCACCUGCUUUGAAAGCGGCAAUGAUAUUGGAGGCCUGUGGAGAUUUAAGGACAAGCCAGAGGCUGGACGGGCCAACAUUUAUCAGUCGGUGGUGAUCAACAGCUCCAAGGAGAUGAUGUCCUUCAGCGACUUCCCUCCUCCUGCCAGGCUCCCCAACAACAUGCACCACUCUGAAGUCCUCUCAUAUUUGCGGCUCUAUGCUCAGACCUUCAACCUGAUGGGGCGCAUCAACUUCGAGACGACUGUAGUUGGUGUGAGGCAGAGAUCGGACUUUGCCGUGACGGGCCAGUGGGAGGUGGAGGUGGAGAACAAGGAGGGUCAGCGGGACACUCGUGUUUUCGACGCAGUGAUGGUCUGCACUGGACAUUUCACUCAUCCUCACCUGCCUCUUAAAGACUUCCCAGGAAUUGAGAGUUUUCAGGGCAAAUAUUACCACAGCUGGGACUAUCGCAAUGCUGAGGGACUGGAGGGGAAAAGAGUUUUGGUGGUGGGGCUUGGGAACUCUGGAGGAGACAUUGCUGUGGAUAUCAGUAGAGUUGCUGAAAGGGUGUACCUCAGUACCAGAAGCGGAGGAUGGGUCUUUCCCCGAGUUGGACCGCGGGGUGUUCCUUUCGAUACUGUGCUCAUUACUCGAAAGUAUGAUCUGAUGUACAAGCUCCUCCCCUCCAGGAUGAACAGGAUCUUGGAGGAAAAGCUGAAUGACGGCUUUGACCAUGAAGUGUAUGGCCUGAAACCAAAGCAUGGCGUUUUUGCCCAGAUUCCUGUUGUGAAUGACCACCUGCCAGCUCAGAUCCUCUGCGGUCGUGUGCAAGUAAAGCCAAACGUGAAGGAGUUCUCUGGGUCCGAUGCUGUCUUUGUGGAUGGGACUGUCGUUCAAAAGGUGGAUGUUGUGGUGUUUGCCACUGGAUACGACUACAGCUUUCCAUUCCUCCCCACCUCACUGCAGGCUAAAAGUGGCUACAGGCUGAAGCUCUACAGACACGUCUUCCCUCCUGCACUGGACCACCUCACGCUGGCUGUGGUGGGCUUCAUCAAUGGUUUUGGAACCAUCAACACUCUGGCUGAAAUGCAGGCACGCUGGGCCACAAGAGUGUUUAAAGGCUGCAUCACUCUUCCAUCCAAGCAGACCAUGAUGAAUGAGAUUGAGAAGGAGACAGCAACCAUGCAUCUGAAUUUCCGGUGCUCGGAGCGUAACCCCAUGUAUGUGGACUACCUGACCUACAUGGACACCCUAGCUCAGGAGCUCAAGAUUCAGCCAAACAAGCUGUGGCUCCUCUUGAGCGAUCCCAGACUGGCACUGGAGGUUUUUCUGGGUCCCUGCACUGCCUACCAGUAUCGUCUGACUGGACCAGGCCAGUGGUCUGGAGCGCGCCAGGCAAUCCUCACGCAGUGGGAAAGGAUCCUCGAGCCCUUCCAGACCAGAGUGGCACCAAAAGCGGAGCCCAAGUCCUCUUGGAAACCAGUCCUUGUGACGAUGAUCUUUGCUGCUACUCUGCUCUGCUGUCUCUACAAAUACCCUCCCUCCUUUAUCACCUCUCUCAUGAAGUUCCCGUCUCUCAAAUUGCUUUAAAAAAAAAGUUGGCAUCAAUGUUUUUUUGCCACAAACUGUCAUUUGGUAUUAGUGGCAUAAUGUUAGAAAGCCGACUGUGAAGGAAUCAUUGAAAUAGAUACUUGAUAGUAACUGGAUUUAAUUGGUACUACUGAUCCUGUUUGCUUUUAAUGGUGAUCACCGUUCAAAAACUGACCAAAUAAACACAUUUUAAAACCUUA